Messenger RNA from Chenopodium quinoa (quinoa), 1358 nucleotides. Its product is annotated as galactinol synthase 2-like. NCBI's taxonomy places the organism in Eukaryota, Viridiplantae, Streptophyta, Magnoliopsida, Caryophyllales, Amaranthaceae. The transcript has 4 exons. The record is from RefSeq and is a predicted model, not a curated record. The coding region runs from base 117 to 1115 and encodes 332 amino acids. Gene Ontology annotation, molecular function: glycosyltransferase activity.
UGUUCUUAACCAUGCAAAAACAUUACACAAUAUAUUCAAAACACAUAUCUUUCCAAAGAACAACACAAAUAAACACAUAUUUAAACCACAAAUCAUUCUUAAAUUCUUCAAAGUAAAUGGGUUCCAAAUUGAUGAAUAACCUCGAAACCAUGAUGAUGAUGAACGGUGAAGAUAACACCCAAAUGAGAGCUUUUGUGACAUUUUUAGCCGGUAACGGUGACUAUGUCAAGGGAGUUGUAGGGCUUGCCAAGGGCUUAAGGAAAGCCAAGAGUCGUUAUCCCUUGGUGGUGGCGGUUUUGCCCGACGUUCCGGAGGAACACCGUAACAUAUUGGUGUCUCAAGGUUGCAUAGUUCGUGAAAUUGAGCCAGUUUGUCCUCCUGAAAACCAGACUCAGUUUGCUAUGGCUUACUAUGUCAUCAACUACUCCAAGCUCAGAAUUUGGGAGUUUGUGGAGUUUAGCAAGAUGAUCUACUUGGAUGGUGAUAUCCAAGUGUUUGAUAACAUUGACCAUCUCUUUGACUUACCCGAUGGCAAUUUUUACGCUGUGAUGGACUGCUUUUGUGAAAAGACUUGGAGCCACACUCCUCAAUAUAAGAUUGGGUAUUGCCAACAAUGCCCAAAUAAGGUCCAAUGGGCCGAAGAUAAGUUGGGCCCAAAGCCCGCUGGCCCCGCUCUAUACUUCAAUGCUGGCAUGUUUGUUUUUGAGCCCAAAAUGUCCAUUUACCAUGAUCUCCUCAACAAACUCAAGGUCACCCAGCCUACUCCCUUUGCUGAACAGGACUUUUUGAACAUGUACUUUAAGGACGUCUACCAGCCUAUCCCACCAAUUUACAACCUUGUUUUAGCCAUGUUAUGGCGUCAUCCCGAAAACAUUGAGCUUGAGGAAGCGAAAGUGGUUCACUAUUGUGCUGCAGGAUCAAAACCUUGGAGGUACACCGGAGAGGAAGCGAACAUGGACAGAGAAGACAUUAAGAUGCUCGUUAGCAAGUGGUGGGAGAUUUACGACGAUGAAUCGCUUGAUUACAAGCCAGAGGAAGCAAGGCUUCAAUUGCUGAAGGCAGCAUUAUCUGAGUUUAGUAAUGCUUAUUAUAUGUUGGCACCAUCGGCGGCUUAAAGUGAUUAUUCACUCCAUUUAUGUACUAAUAUGAAACUAAUGUAUCAUAUAAUUUUUAUUGGAGUGUUAUGCUUUAUGUUUUUUCUUGUACAAUCAAGUGGUCUUAUCUGAAAUAUUAUACCAGAUAGACCUGAUUAAUAUAGAUUCAGUGUGUAAUACUACAAAAUUUGGACAGGCAUAGAAUUUUAUUUAUGCCUUGUUCAAUUAUCAUGAAUUAAUGGAGUAAUUAUGCUUACAGAGUAA